GCUUCGUGCCGUCCCGCUUCCGCGGCCCCGCCCGCAGCCCAUGGCGCCCGGCCCUCUCGGGCCCUAAAGUCCCUGGGCAGCUGUGAACUAGCCCGUGCCCCCGCCCCUUCGCUCUGCUUCUUCCACCACUGCCUCCCGAAAUUCAAUCUCCCCCUUUGGAGCAGUGUACGCUGAGCGGGACGGCCCGGGCAGCCGCUCCGCCCGCGCUACUUUUGUGCCGCAGCUGCCCCGGGCGCGGCGGGUGCCCCACCGCACUCCUGCGCCACAGGAGAACGAGCCGUGCCCGGGGGGGCCGGGCUUAGGGCCGCGCUGGGGGCCGCCGGGAGGCACAGGCAGUUCUCAAAGGGAAGGAGAGGCGGCGCCGAGAGGAGAGACGAUCGGGCGUCUGCGGCUAGCCGUUCCCGAGCCCCCUGCGUCCCUGCCCGCGCAGCCUGCGGUCCGCGGACACCAUGGCCGGCGAGAUCGAGGAUCUGAACAGCCGGGAGGCGCAGACUGUCUGCGACGGCCUGGGACGCUACGAGGACACGCUGCGGGGCGCAGUCCGGGAGAUCCAUAUGGACAUCCAGCUGUUCAAGCAGGGGGUAGGCCGGCAGGUGGAGGAGGUGCUGCGCCUCGCCAGCCCCCUGGCACACGCUGUCUCUGAGCUGCAGCAGGAGAACCGGCGCUUGCGGGUGCAGCUGGAGCGCCUGUCUCGGCAGGUGGAGGCCCUGGGCCGGUCGGCGGGGCUGCCGCAGGAGUGGGUGAAGGAGGCGGCGGAGAGCGCUCAGGCCGUGGGGCCCGGCUCGCCGGGGCAAGGCUCGGCCGACGGCACGUUUUCCAGUCAUGCCAAGCUAGCGGGCACUGGCCGGAGCCAAAGUGUAGACCUGGAUGACCACCAGAAACCUGAAUUUAGAAGAGUUUUUAGUUCUUCCAUCAUUGAAAAUGGGCAUCGAUCUUCAUCAUCAGGUCAGGCAAAAGCCGCCCAUGAGCUGACCUCUUUUCAGAUGUCAGAAUCUUCUUCCCCUGAAGCCCAUGCCCCUGCAGUCACCUUACAGAUGCCCCACCUUCCCGUUACUGCAGUAACCAGGACAUCUGAGAAGUUUUCAGGAGAGAACAUCUGUUCAACAGGAACAAUUAAUACAUCUUCUUGCCUGCUGGGACAGGGCAAGAGCACAAAUACAAUGGGAGUAAAACCUUCCAACCAGCCAGUGAAGGACUGGAAUUCAGUUACAAUGAGAACAGUGGAUUCAUCUGCCACUGGAGAGAAUGCUACUUCUGCCACCAAGUCUGUCUCAACUGUGGACUAUGGGCUGCGUAGUGGAACCAAAACUGGUGAAAGUGCCAUUGACAGUUACUGUGAUGUGACCGUGACCCCCAGCUCUCACUCGCCUCCUCCUACCGUACAUCGCCAAGUUGAAAGGAGGCGAGAACUGGUGCGGUCUCAGACGCUCCCGCGGACUAUAGGAACGCAGGCCAGAAAAGCGCUUUUCGAGAAAUUUGAACGUGAUGAUGGAAAAGGAAAAGGAGAAUCCAGAGCUAAGCUGAAGAGGUCGCUGAGUUUUGGGGUUGCCAGCGCUAGCAGCAUUAAACAAAUUCUGUUAGACUGGUGUCGCUCAAAAACCAUAGGAUACAAGCACACUGAUCUCCAGAACUUCUCCUCAAGCUGGAAUGAUGGGAUGGCAUUCUGUGCUCUUGUUCAUUCUUUCUUUCCUGAAGCUUUUGAUUAUAAUAAGCUUGACCCGGCUAAUCGCAAGCAGAACUUUGAGCUGGCCUUCACAACGGCUGAAAAAAUGGCUCACUGUGAUCGUCUGAUAGAAGUGGAAGACAUGAUGGUGAUGGGUCACAAGCCAGAUCCCAUGUGCGUCUUCACCUACGUCCAGUCCCUAUACAGUCAUCUACGACAUUUUGAAUAAAACCAUUGACACCUCUCCAGCCAGAAGGGUCAAGUACACCAUGCUAAUGGGAAGAGUGACAUUUUGCAAAUGGGACACAUUAUUAUUUCUUGCUUUUUACUGCUUACGUUCAGCUGUGUGGCUGGCUGACUGAAGUAUUGCUGAGCAGUGCCCUGAAGUAUUGAUCACAUCACCAUGUCACUAAUACAGAAAUGGGUCUGAAAAGACAUUGGCAAAGGCAAAUGCUGUCAUUUUGGUGCUAGUAGUAGGUUGGAUUUUUAGGGCUUUUAUGUUUAAAGAUCCCAGGAAGCAAAUUUCCUUCUCCUAUCUCUGUAAGGCUGGGGACAAUUUUAUGCAGUGAUUCUGCUAUGAAGGUGUUCCAUCUUAAAAUGCAGGUAAAACUCCAGAAGAUAGCACCUUCAGUUUUACUUCUCUGUUGAGCGUAGUACAAAAGAAAUAGGAGAUGGACAAGGAAAAUUCUGUUUAGCAAGUAAUAACCUAGAGUACUCAACCACUCGGGCAAUAAUGCUUCUCCUCCAACCCUACCCCUCCACUCCGGCAUACACACACAGAGAUCAAACAGGCAUUGUUUUGUUCUCUUAAAGCAUAAAGAGAACAUAACCUCUUGUCUGAUGAGUGUGGGGACAGAUUACUAUGUUACAUAAUGGCAUUUGUCUGUAAUGGUCGAAUCUAAUGUGAUUUGCUGAGAGGCUUGCUUAAAGCCUCUACUGGCAGUGCUGGAUUAAUUUCUUGAUAAGAAUAGCAGCAGCUGGGGCUGUUCUGUGUCUGAGAUUGUGUGCUUGCAUGGUUUAUGAUUGCAGGAAAGGUGGGAGUACCUGGCACCUGGUAUAAAAUCCUUUGAAUAGUUGUAAUAGAAACAAGCCUGUAAUGUGCUUUUACCGGGACUCAGGGGAGAGCAGCUCUUCAGUGUGAGAAGGAGUGAACUCUUUACAACUGGUUCAGGUCAUAUGCUGACUGAGGUAGAUGAAUAAUACACAAAAAAUACAUGAAAGGUGUGGGAGUUUUGAAAUGAGUUGCACUAGUUUCAGUUUUCAGUUAAAUUAGCGUUAAAACCACAGUACAGUUAGAUUAUUCCAGAUUUACUAGGCAAAAUGCUCGUGUGUCACUCUUUCUGGCUUUCUUUUUGAUAAAUCAACAGUGUUGUUUUCACAAUGAACGUUAAAACCACUAAAAAAAUGUACUUAAAAAAAGCCUUCUAAGGCUCAUAGAAAGUAAAAAUUGAAAGCCACAAGUCCUCUGCUCAUGCUAGAGAAUGUUUUUUAACCUGCCCCAGUGCUUUUUGUAGAUAUUUAGAAAGAUUAAUUUGGUUCUGUAUUGAUGACCAUUUAUAAUAAAAUAUAUCAAGCAUUCUUCAGAUUUAUUGCAUCUUUUUAGAAUGAUGCGACAGAUAACAAAGUAAAAUCAGUGAAAACAACACAGAGCUUUUACUUAAAAGAUUUUUAUUCCAGUCAUGACUCUGUGUGCUCUGAAUUACAGUUUAAAAAGUACAGAAGUUCAAUUGCAUUUGGAAUAUGAUUUUAGUUCAGUCUCCCUUUCUAGUCAAGUUUACUUAAGAAACCACGAACGAAGCAACCGCUUUGUUAGCAUAUAAGUGCCAUUGUCUUCAGUUUUUUGCUUUGUCUUGGACGACCAUAAUUCUAAGGAGUAAGCAUGCACCUGUAGCUCCACCAAAUGCACUGUAAGGAUAAACACAUUGUACUUAUAUUUUGGAGGAGUUUGGAUUAAGCAUGAUGAGAAAUCUGUCCACAACUGGCACACAGAAUAUACCUAUUUACAUUCUUACAGUAGAAUACUUUUUAUUGAUUAGCAGAGCCAAGUUCCAUCGUAACUACCACAAGAGGGGCAAUACUGGCUUCAUACAUUGCGUUCGUUCACAGUCCCGGGUCACGGAUGAUUUUACUGUGUUAUGUGAGUGCUUGGUAAGACACAGGUAAGUGCUUGGCCAAUUUAGGCCUAAUAGCAUAUAAUUAUAUAAAGGAAGUUUUAGAUUGUAAAGUUAUUGCCAAUUCACCAGGGUGAAUCUACAUCCUUUCUGUAAUUUAGCCUGUUUUUGCAGCUACCCACAAGGUAUUUGCACAGGUUUUCUAAAGUCUUCCCGCUUCAGAGAGGUGAUGGUAAAGAUACCUGGGACUUACCAGCAACCUGUUUGCAGGGAAGUGGGACUAUAAGCUGAGCUGAUCUAUUGGUGGUUUGUGUGUAAGAAGAUGAGGGAGAUAGUGCUAUGACAUACUUUUAGAAAAACUUACAGCUUUGUGCAUUAAGAGGUCUGCUCUAUAUUAAUAACAUCAACUAUUUGAUUGUAUGAUUAAAUUUAAAUUAUAUAAUGUAUGCCCCCAAUUAAUUUUUUAGUAUUUUUAUUUUUAAAAAAUGCGGAGCAUGUGUGUAUAUAUGACAGCGUGUUUAGCAUGAGUGAUAAAAGAACAAUAUAUUAAGUUGGCAUAGUAUAUAUUUUACACAAAUGGACUGUUUCUUAACUUUUCUAAUGUUUCUGUAUUGUAUCUAAAAACGUAUCUAUGGUUGUUUGUUGGCAACUUGAUCCUACUUUUAAAGGCUAAAGCAGUUUGUUCUGUGCAGUAUUUUCAAGAUAAUGUCACCAGAGACAUCAUCUACUUUUUAAGAUUAUGUUUGCAUAUAGCUUCCCACAGCAGGAAAGUCCUUCUCUUUUAUAGUAUAAUAACUGGAUGAAUGUCUUUCAUCACUUCUCCCUUUGUGUGAUAUUUCCAAUAAAGUGUUUAAUCUAAACAUA
Messenger RNA from Corvus hawaiiensis (hawaiian crow), 4638 nucleotides. RefSeq names its product smoothelin like 2 (gene SMTNL2). Gene Ontology annotation, biological process: positive regulation of vasoconstriction; actin cytoskeleton organization. Gene Ontology annotation, molecular function: protein phosphatase 1 binding; tropomyosin binding. The transcript has 9 exons. Gene Ontology annotation, cellular component: I band; filamentous actin; M band. The record is from RefSeq and is a predicted model, not a curated record. The coding region runs from base 450 to 1892 and encodes 480 amino acids. NCBI's taxonomy places the organism in Eukaryota, Metazoa, Chordata, Aves, Passeriformes, Corvidae.